AUGGAUUCAGAUAUUUUAGAAACAUCUUGUAGUGGUUCAUUAGAUUGGACAAAAUACAAAAUCAAUUUCAAUAACAAUAAUAAAAUUUCAAUUGAUAAAAAAUCAAAUCACAACAUUCAACCACCACAACAACAACAAAAUCAACAACAACAACAACAACAACAACGACAACCAAAAUCAAAAUUUAUUGUAAAUGGAAACGGAAACGGAAAUGGUGUAAAUAGUAGUAUUGUUUUUAAUGGUAGUGGUAAUGCUUUUCAGAGUUUAAAUAGAAGAGGAUCUGCAUCUUCUUCAGGUAUCAACUCUCAUGAAGACACAUCACUGAACUCUUAUCAUCAUUCAAGUUCAACUACCUCUGUUUCAGCACCUUCCUCUACACAUCCAUCACCACUUUUAAUGAAUAACAACAACAAUAACAACAACAAUAACAACAUCAACAACAGCAACAAUAACACUGCCAAUCACUAUCACUCUCACUCUCAUCCAUCAACACCACAACAACUUUCAAUUUCAAUGCCCGCCAACUCUGUGCCGAGUUCACCAACUACUAGGAAAACAAAGGUUGGCUGCAAGAAUCUCGCUUUUGGAAUGCUUUCAAAGGAUAGGAUCAAUCUGCUGAACAAGAUUCUCAAAGAGAAGAACAAGAUAUCUUCGAUCGAUCAGAAAAUCACAAUUGUCCUCUCCAUUGAAGAGAUUCUAGCGUUGAUUCUCAAUGAGUUGAAUCGUCGUGGUCUUGUCCUCUCGAAAUAUGGUAUACGUUUAGUUGGUAGUACUGCUUCAAUGAUCAUUUCAAAUCAACAUCACCAUCAUCACAAUAAUAAUAAUAAUAAUCAAAGCAAUCAAAAUAAUUCAACAACAACAUCUUCAUCAGAAAUAUUUAAUGAUAUUGAUCUCAGUUUUUAUAUUCAAUCACGCACCAAUUUUAUGACACUUUUGGAUGUCGAAGAAACUAUUAUUGUGAGAGAGGUUUAUCGCCAGACUGGUUUGGUCAUUGGUAAGAAGGAAGUUUUCGAUACAUUCUUUAGGGAGCGUGUCAAGGUUACCAAGCGUGACGAAUUGGAUCAGUUCUCUGGCGACGAUUGGUCACUGAUAACGAUUGGACACGACAAUGCGCGACACAUCGACAUCAAAUUUGUCAAGCGGAUACAGAGACCCUAUGCAUUCUCAAUUGAUUCCUUUCAAAUCAUCUUGGAUCCACUAGUGGAAAACUACAAAGACCUAUUGCCAUAUAAUAAUUUCCAGAAUUUAACCAACCCCCACAACAACAAAGAUAUAGAAUCAAAUUUCAUGUCAAUUGACCAAUUUCAAGAGCAGCAUCAAUCCUCUUCAAAUGCCAAUAGUAGUUCUUCUUCUCCAUCCUCACUGUCUUCAGUGACAAGCGCGCCAUCUUCACCCAACUUUUUCCAUCCACAUGCUCAACAUCACCACCACCAUCAUCUCGUUCAUUCAUCAUCGUAUAUUGAUGCAUCACUUUCAUUCAACCAAAUUCAUCCACCCAUUUCACCACCACCUUCAUCGUCGUCUUCAUCGUCGUCGUCCGCUGCCUCUCUUGAUAAUAUUGUGCCAUCUUCAAUGUCGAUGAUGGCAACAUCGGCAUCGUCAUCGAUAGCUGGUCCACCUUCGUCGUCAUCGUCAUCUUCAACAUCGUCACCACUGUCUUUUUCCAACUCUUCGAUACCAACACUCUUCCAAUUCUCACCGAAUCUACUCAACGAUGUUCAUUCACUCGAUGACGAGUAUCCACCAAUGCUCUCAUUGAAUCAAUCACAUUCACCAGUACCCAAUGCUGGAGCACUUCCACCACUGCCGCCAACACCAACAAUUCCACUCACAUCAUCAUCUUCAUCGCUAUCGUUAUCUUCCAACUCUGUCCAACAACAACAACAACAACCAAAGCGAAACAACAACAACAAUACCAAUCUACAAAAUGGUAGAAAGAAAACUGGUAAAGGCAAACAAGAUGAUUUCCCACCACUCUCUAUUGUUGUUCCACAGCAGAAAUCAAACAAUCUUACACCACUUGCACCUUCACCACCACUUCCAGAACUAACAUCACCAACUACACCUAAAUCUUCGUUGUGGGACAAGAGCUUUAUUGAGAAACUCCAACCAACUCCACAUUUGGUGGACUCUGUCAACAAAGCUCUUUCUGAAACAGCCAUUACUAAAAACAAUACUAUCAGUAAUGCUACUGAAAAGUCAAAUGGUAAAACAAAACAACUACAACAUCAACAUCAACAUCAACAUCAACAUCAACAUCAACAUCAACAUCAACAACAACAACAACAACAACAACAACAACAACAACAACAACAACAACAACAACAACAACAACAACAACAACAACAAUCAUCACCACCAUCUUUAAACAACAGUAUAAAGAAGGAACAAUCUAUGUGUCCAGGUGUUCAAGCCAAGUUGGACUUGGAAAACAAUCGAUUGGUAACCAACGAUCCAAGACAGAUUCGUCGUGGAAUCUUUCGUUACUGCUCAGAGUUGGCAAAAGGUCGCACCUCUAACGAUGCCACCUAUUUCAACGAGGUUUUCCGUGAAACCUUUUUCACUCAAGACAAAAUGAAACCACAAGAAUUCGAAAAGACUCUGAUCAAAUACGUCAGAAAGCAUCGUGCUGAAGCAACGGCAUUCCUCAAACACCUAGAGUCAAUCUUGAUUCUGCCCUAUAAGCCAUCGCCAUCCAGCUCCACCACAACCACCCCGUUGGCAUCACCCAUCUUGAAAGCCGGCAACAAAGCAAACACCAGUGGCAGUGGUACCAACUCUCCUCCAUUACUUUCACUUGUAGAUUCAGCAGCGGAGACGGCAGCCACUCUCACAGAGACUACCUACGACGUCUACUACUUUGACUAUCUUAAUAUCAUAGCAAGCAUCAGAUCCUAUCUCGUCAAUAACAGAUUCGAACAACUCAUUGAAAAGAUAGUACUUGAUUCAAAUCAUUUACCAAAUCGACUUAACAACAACAGCAACAACAAUAUCUCAAAACCUAUAUCUGAACCAUCAUCACCCACCUCCACCUCCACCUCCACCACCACCACCAUCUCAACAUAA
Messenger RNA from Heterostelium album PN500, 3066 nucleotides. RefSeq lists its product as uncharacterized. Gene Ontology annotation, biological process: mRNA stabilization. The record is from RefSeq and is a predicted model, not a curated record. NCBI's taxonomy places the organism in Eukaryota, Evosea, Eumycetozoa, Acytosteliales, Acytosteliaceae. Gene Ontology annotation, molecular function: RNA binding; poly(A) RNA polymerase activity. Bases 1 to 3066 code for a protein of 1021 amino acids. The transcript is spliced from 3 exons.